Fusarium proliferatum ET1 is the source of this 954-nucleotide messenger RNA. RefSeq lists its product as uncharacterized. Lineage: Eukaryota; Fungi; Ascomycota; Sordariomycetes; Hypocreales; Nectriaceae. The record is from RefSeq and is a predicted model, not a curated record. Bases 1 to 954 code for a protein of 317 amino acids. The transcript is spliced from 5 exons.
AUGCCUGGAAAAGCGAGCGAUUGGGACAACGCCGAAUUCCUUCUUGACCUCGUUGUUGGCCUCUACACUGGCGCCCAGGUCAGCGGGGGCUUGACUCCUCCGGUCAAGUCGUCUAUUGAAGAGUAUAUCAAGGGGCGCGGAUAUACCACCUCUUUUGACGCCGUGCGAUCAUCUUCUCAACUUCUCAACAACACUGAGCAAACUGCGUUCUUGCUCAUCAACAUCCUCAUAACCCCCCUUCUCCAUCCUUUCCCUAUCAUCGUCGCCAUGGCCAAGCGUCAAGUCAUGCAGUGGGAUGCCAACGUCCACGAAGACAUCCUGAUCAGUCUCUUUCAACACAUGAAGCCAAGUGCUGAAGACUGGAGCAACGUCAUGGGUGAUCUUCAGCAAAAGGGCUACACCUUCACUGAGGGCGCUCUUCGACAAACACAUAAACCCCUCCCCUUCAUCAAACCGUCCAUCAACACCAUCGUCAUGGCUCCUCGCGCUGCUGCUGCUGGGGCUGGUAAACCCACUCGAGGCUGGGAUGCUGCCUCACAUGAGGACCUCCUCCUCGCUCUUCUCGAAGAGAUCAAGCCGAACAAGGCUGACCUUACCAACGUCGCCGCCAAGAUGCGCAGCAAGGGUUACUCCUAUUCCUACGACGCGAUCAACCAGCACGUCCAGAAGCUGCGCAAGAACCGCGACACCACCGCCAUCCAGAACUCUGGUGGCUCCGAGAAUGGUACUCCCCGCAAGCGCGCUCCCGGCACCAAGACGCCCGCCAAGCGCACUCCAUCCAAGCGUAAGGCCACUAAGUCGGCUUCCGUCGUCGACGAGGACGAGGAUCUUGAGGAUGAGAAGAUGCAGCUGAAGAUGGAGACGGACGACAUGGGGGGGGAACUCAUGUCUCCCCAGGGCGCAAAGCGCACCAAGUCCGAGCCUGAGGACGAGGUCACCGUUGGUGAGGUCUAG